UCAUGUUUGGGCUCGUGCACACCCACCUCAUUUUAACUCUUUCUGCCUCGAGCGCUGCUUGUUCAAAUACCUGUGCGCGUGCUCUGUGAAUGCGAGGGGACAGUCAGCCAAACAUUUGGUGGAUAUUCUCCCAAACAAGCGUUCAAAGACUUCAGCCUCGCCUCUAGCCAGGAAGCCAGCACUGCAGCCCUGCCAUCAGCAGCAUGGACUAUUACACACCCCAGUCAAACCGUCGCCACAACCCCGUGGACAGCAUCUGCCGUAAACUGCAGACCAUUCAGUGGCGAGGUGACCGAGAGCCGAAUUCCCCGUUCCAGAUCCCCAAACUCUCCUCCAGCAGUUACGACAGCCCACAGUGUGGCCUCAGGCACAACCUGGAGGCCAUCCUGAAAAAAGGGGCCAACCACAGAGAUGAGGGGGAGAGAGGGAAGGAGAAAGUGACGGAGAAGGGAAAAGGGAUGGGUAUGCAGGGCUCUGUAGCUUCCCGUAGGAGCAGCAGGGGUUCCUCCAUCCCUCUGUCGACCCAUUCCACCCCAGCAUGCAAUCCCACGCCAGCAAACGUCACAUACACUAUCACAAGCACUCUGGGAGAGAGGAGAGGUGCUGAUGGGAGUGAUUUGAACAAAGUGAAGACAUGGCAGAGGUAUUGUUCAACACCUGCAGGCCAGUCAAAAGACUCCCCGUACUUUACAUUCACACAGGAGCCGCAGUCUGUGCAGCCGGAGAGCGAGAGGCCAAACAGAAACCCUCCUCUGUCUCGUACCUUCACCCCAAACAGCACUGUUGCCUACAACCUGAACUUUUACUCGGGAGACACGGGGAACAACACAGAGUGCGAGCUGCCGUACCCCGCCUUGGUUGUGAAAAGACUGUCCAUGGGAGAUGGAGGACCAUCGCUGACCUCUGAAAGCAGGAAAGAAACCAUGGCAGAAAUCAGCCUGAUCUGUGAGGAGAAUCUGCUGGAUACCAUCUUCCACGCUUGUGACACCCAGCGCCGAGGUAAAGUGUACGUGUCUCACAUCGUGGACUUUCUGCGGCACACUACCAGUCGCGGAUCAGAAGACAGCGGAUUGGAAGAACUAUGCAACAUGCUUGAUCCGGAACAAAAAGACGUCUCAAUUGACCUGGACACCUACCACGCCGUCAUGAGGGAGUGGAUCGAUGACCGCCGCAACAGCGGGGAGGAGCCGGCAGAAAAUACCACUCAGGAUUCAGUCAAAAUCAGAGACAGCCUGUCUGCUAAGAGGUCCACGCUGCUUAAUAUGACUUCUGGAAGCUUGGAGGGCUUUGGUGGGGAUGCGUCCAGAGCAGAAUUUGAGACAUCAGAGCUGGUGUAUUGUGUCGCCGACCUUCAGAUGAACAAUCACAAGCUCCAAGAAGAGGUGAGGAAGCUGAAGCAGGUGGUGGAGGGCAUGGAGGACAGCAACCAGAAGCUGGCAGAGGAGAAUGAGGAGCUGCGCAAUCAGGCCAGAGUUACCCAGCAGCUUGUCCAGAAGGAGAAGAUUCUAAAGGAGGAGGUGGAGGAGAUGAAAGCUUCUCUGAACUGCACAGAGGAAGGCAGAGCUCGUGCCUCAGCACACAGCAAACAUGUGGAGAAGGAAAACCAGAGUCUCAUUGGCAAGAUCGCUUCUCUUCAGGAAGAGAACUUUAAGGUCACCAUGGAGAUGGAUGAGCUUCAGAGGAGAAUAUCAGAGCUGUGUGACAUUAACGCUGACCUUCAGGUGCAAAUCCACUCCUUUGAUGCUGUCGCCACAGAGAAGGACUCUGUGAUACGAGAGAAGAGCAGGCAGAUAAAUGAGCUUAAGGCAACAGUGGAGGAAUACUCAUCCAUCACAGAGCUGCUGAGGGCAGACAAGAGUAAGCUGGAGAACCAGAUGCAGAUGUUCCAUCCAGACCUGACUGGGGCUGGUCUGUCCCUGUCGGCGGCCUACAGGUUGAACCAAAGCAGCUUGGGAUCCCUUCAAACAGAACUGGCACUGGCACAGUCACCACUGGAGCAGGCCCCCCAUGGAGUUGAUCUUUUGUCCACCACGAUGAGCUUUGCCUCUCCGCUGGACGAGACCCUGGACAGGGAGGUGCUGUUUAUGCUGCAAGGACCCAGCCCUGAACACAUGGCUCAAGACUUCAGGAGCCUGCUUAACAAACUGAAAAGAGACUUCAAAGAAGAAAGUGAAUCCAUCUCGUCUAUAGUGAGAGGCCUGCAGGGUGACCACACACAGACGCAGCCUGCGGCCCUUCCUGAUCUACACCAACCCCUCGGCCUUAUCUUCCCACAGACAGCGCAGGCCGAACUGGAUGCAAGGAGGGCAGACUGGGCCCUCAGCCUGGACCAGCUGGCCCAGUAUACAGACUCGCUGGAGAAGGAGCUGAUCAAAAUGGCCAGCAACAUGAGGAGGUCCCGCACUGAGAUCCUGCACCUAUCAGUCAGGGUGCAGGAGCAGGAGAACCAGAAGCGCCAGCUGAGCGAGGAACUGGAGCAGCAAAAGACACCCCAGGACAGCAGAGAGGCCUCAUGCCAGACACCUGUACCAGAGGAAGAGCAAGGAGAUGACCUGGACUGGGAUGAGGAGUUUGCCCUUCAAGACUUCCUAAAGAACGAGUUGGCAGAGAGGAAUUGCAAAGAUCAGGGCGAGCUUCCGAACAGCAAGCCAGAGGAGACUGCAGAUAAGCUAACGGAGAGAGCUGAAGUGGAGGAGGAGGGGGAAGAGAAGUGGACAGUGGUGGAUACAGCAGGAGAGGGAGAAGUGAGAGACACAUCCACUCCUCUGUCUGCCUGUCCUGAGGAGACCCAGCCUGGACAUGGUGCAGGAGGAAAUGGACAAGACUCUGAAUCCUGCACUGAGUUAAAGCCAGAAGUGAACUGUCAAUCUUCACAGGAGGAAGCAGCAGUGUCAUCAGACGCCCACUCACAAGCUGUCAGUGUUCAAAACCCAGAGGCAGAUGCUCCAUCUGAACUGUCCCACUCAGAGAACAACACAGAUACAGCACCUGUUGAAACCGCAGCGUCAAACUCCUCGGCCCAAAACAUAAACAGCUCACCUGAAAAGGACCAAACAGUCACACUAAGUACCACCUCUUCAUCUGAGGCCAAGAUGGUUCCCCUCAACAGUACAGCACCAGAAGCAGAUGAGACUGUUACCCAGAGCACAAGCACCCAGCCGACCAGCGAGGCGGGAAGAGAAGAAGAGAAAGAAGGCGAAGCGAACUCGAGCGUUGAAGCCAUGAGCCGUACUAAGAGCCUGAGCCUGGACCAAUCGGUAGACAGAUCAGCAGCGGAGGACAGCACGUGUCUUCUACCUGUGUUAGUGGAAGAAGAGGAGAGUGUGCUGGACAGUACGGCUGAGGUAUCAACAGUAACCGGCAGCAUGGAAGCAGCAGACCAACUCACCAGCAGUGGAGCGACCACCUUCUCCGACAGCAACACUCCUCAGUCAUCGUCUUCACAUGCUGGCCAAUCUGGGAGUGGAACGGGCAGCGUGACCUCUGACUCCAGCCAAUCAGAGGAUAGUUCAGCCAAAAAGGAUUCCCUCCCCCAAGGUGGCAAAAAUAAGAGGGAACUGGAGCUUUCACGCAGCAUGGAGACCAUCAAGGAGAACAAGGUUCAGGAGGACCAAAGUGAGACCAGCGUGACCACUGAGAAGGAAUCGGAGACAUCGGUAACCUCUGACACAAACGACAAAGAGGACAAAAACAGCCUGUCGCCAAGCGAUAAGGAGAUUGAGACAGAGUUCCAGCGCCUGGCGUUGGGCUUCAAGUGUGAUAUGUUUACCCUGGAGAAGAGACUCCGACUGGAGGAGAGGUCACGUGACCUGGCUGAGGAGAAUGUGCGCAGAGAAGUGUCCAGCUGCCAGGGUUUACUGCAGGCUCUGACUCCUCUGUGUGAGGAUGACAAUCAGUCCAUGGAGAUCAUCCAGAGGCUCCAGAAGAACCUGGAUAUCCUCAUCCAGUCCAUGAACAGGGUGUCUAGUCGCUCCGAGAUGCUUGGAGCGAUUCACCAGGAAAGUCGUAUUGGAAAGGCUGUGGAGGUAAUGAUCCAGCAUGUGGAGAACUUGAGGAGGGUGUACACCAAGGAGCACGCCGAGCUGCUUGAGCUGAGAGAGACGCUAAUGCAGAAUGAGAGGUCAUUUGGAUCCUCGUCUGUCGGAGAAGACUUCCGUGUCAAGAAGCAGCCAACAUCUCAGUACUACAAGUCAUCAGCCCGGCGAGUCAGCAUAGCAGCAAUCCCCCGCUCUGGUGGAGGCAACAUGCACUUUGACAUGUCAAAAGCUCAAGAGGGCUCAGAGGCUGAAGCAGAGAGACUGACCAGGAGAUCCCCAUGGAAUGUGGCAGGGAAGAACUCGGCGCGCCCACCGCUAAAACGCUAUGUUAGCUCUGCGGCCUGGGUUGACACUGAAGAGCCUUCUCUCAUGAUGAAGGGGACGGCCUGCGACAACACCGACAACCAGUCAGAGGAAGAGCAGAAGGAGGAGCCGGUGGCAGAGAGGAGGAGGUCCAGUCUCAGUGAGCUGGGCAACAAACUCACCUCCUUCAUUCUGCCCCUCAAGACUCCAAGCCCUUCCUCCAGCCCUACAUCUACAGAACCAGGAAUGGUGCAGUCUCUGUCCCAUAGCCUGACCUCCUCAAGGGCUGCCGCAGCAGCAGCAGUAGCCAGAAGUGGCAGGGGGCUCUGGCUUUGGUUGGCCAUGGUGGUGGUGCUAGCAGGUCUCUUGGCUCUGCUUGCCAGCCUGGUGAUGCAGCCUGCAGUAGACGCGGCCCCUGUGGGGACCGGGGACUCAUGGAUGACGAUCCAGCAGCUGCUGUGGCCUUACGCAGGGCUCCGACACAACGGACAGCCCCCUGUCUAGCCCCUGAGACUUGUGGGGUGGACGGUCUAACUGGCCGUCAUCCCUUUAUGGAGGUUACUGCUACACUUGGGUUGGUGAAGAAGAAAGUAGUGUACCAGUCCUAAGCAGAGGCUGUAGAAGGUCCACUGGUGCCUGAAGAUUCCUCAAACAGGACUCGCAGUGACAGCACAGGCCUCAGGGGAUAGUUAACCCUUUGGAGGAUUUUAUGCAUCACAUCACGUUUGUAAAAUGAGUUAGUGUGUUUGGCGUGUAUGGGUGUGUCUAUGUUUAAAGACAACAAGCAGUUACAGGUGGUGAGCUAUCACUGCUUAAUGGUAACUGCCUACCUGGAGUCAACAGCACUUAUCAGAUCAGGCUUGAUCAGUCUUCAGAGCUAGCACCAUAUUGACCAAUCAUGUUCAAACUUAAUUAGAUUGAUGGCACUGAUCCACUGAGUCGUACCAUGGGCCACUGUGCAGUUUUCCAUUGACAAGCAUCAUGGACGAUGGCUCCGAUGUGCCACAUGGCUUUUUAUACACAUUUCAUGCACUUGAAAGAGACAGCCAGCCUUUUAAUUGAACUUUCCAGUGGUUUCCUCGUGUAUUGUAGAGGACGUUUUAUAUCUUUCAAAUCUAUAAACACUGGUAAUAAAACUUUCAUUGUAUGUGUUUUUAAACUUUUGAAGUCUUCUAUUUAUGGGUUUGUUAGUUCUGAGUGGGGAGAUGUGAAUAUCUGUUUAUUUUUGUUAAGUUAUAAUCGGACUUGGUUUUUAGUCUUAACACCAAAGCUUUUUUUAUUUCCCUCUCUAUGUUCUUGCUGUGGUUGUCACUCUUUUUAACUUUAAACAUGUUCCAAAGAUGUGUGGAACUUUGCACAAAUAAAGUAGCCUAUUGUACAAUAGAA
Notolabrus celidotus (New Zealand spotty) is the source of this 5726-nucleotide messenger RNA. RefSeq names its product lymphoid-restricted membrane protein (gene lrmp). Lineage: Eukaryota; Metazoa; Chordata; Actinopteri; Labriformes; Labridae. Gene Ontology annotation, cellular component: endoplasmic reticulum membrane. The coding region runs from base 204 to 4844 and encodes 1546 amino acids. The transcript is spliced from 39 exons. The record is from RefSeq and is a predicted model, not a curated record.